This is a messenger RNA of Monoraphidium neglectum, 448 nucleotides long. RefSeq lists its product as hypothetical. NCBI's taxonomy places the organism in Eukaryota, Viridiplantae, Chlorophyta, Chlorophyceae, Sphaeropleales, Selenastraceae. The annotation marks the transcript as partial. The transcript has a single exon. The record is from RefSeq and is a predicted model, not a curated record.
GGCCGUCCAGCGGCCACCUCGCCGGCAGCAACGGCGGCGGCGGCGGUGCUGUCUUCUCUCGUCCGCGGGGCUCCGGCAGCGGCGGGGCCUUUAACGGCGGCGGCGGCACCGGCGGCACCGGCGGCGGCGGCGUCGCGGCGGGCGACCCGGCGCCGCCCGAUGUGGAGGUACUUCUCUCCCGCCUCGCGGCUGCCGCGGACGCGUCCGCCGCCGGCGCACCCGGCGGCGGGGGCGCGGCCGACGUGCUCGCCGCGGUCAGGGCCGUGCUGGCGGAGUAUUCUCACCUCACGGCUUACUGCGCGCGCCUGGAGAACGCGGUUCGCGCGGUUGCGCCCUACAUCGCCGCCGGGCGCCGCGUGCCGGGCGGCGUGCUGCAGGGCAUCCUCACCGGCCACCCGCAGCAGUCGCUGCCCUCGCCGCCGCGGCCGGCGGGGCUGCUGCCGCCGCC